This is a messenger RNA of Capsella rubella, 1470 nucleotides long. RefSeq lists its product as uncharacterized. The transcript has a single exon. Gene Ontology annotation, molecular function: RNA nuclease activity. NCBI's taxonomy places the organism in Eukaryota, Viridiplantae, Streptophyta, Magnoliopsida, Brassicales, Brassicaceae. The coding region runs from base 101 to 1198 and encodes 365 amino acids. The record is from RefSeq and is a predicted model, not a curated record.
UAUUUUUAUAGCUUUUAGAUUUUGGAUCCGGGUCGGGUAUGUAAAUUCUAGGAUUUUAUUCGAAGCAUCCGUCGUCUCCGUCAAUUCGAGAAUUCCGACGAUGUUCUCAAGAUUCGUGCAGAGAAUUCGGAGCCCCAAAACCCAAAUCACAUCGCUCAGUUCAAUCAAAGGUUUUAGCUUUAGCUUUAGCUCGAUAAACCCUAAACCCCAAAUCCGAACAGGGUUGUUCUGGGAUCUAGACAACAAACCACCGGCCUCUUUUCCGCCGUACGACGCCGCCGUAAAGCUUCGAACCGCCGCGUCGUCUUUCGGAUUCGUGAAGCUAAUGGUGGCGUACGCGAAUCGUCACGCCUUCAGCUACGUUCCUGUAGUAGUUCGAGAACAGAGGACAGCUAGGAAAGUGCUGAACGAAUUGGAGAACACAGGUUUGGUUAAACCGCCGGAGCCGUACUUUUGCGGUGUUUGUGACCGGAGAUUUUAUACGAAUGUGAAUCUAAUCAAUCAUUUCAAGCAGAUUCACGAGACUGAGCAUCAGAAACGUAUGAGGCAGAUUGAAUCUUCUAAAGGACAUCAAAGAGUGAGGCUUGUGGCUAAGUAUUCGAUGAAGAUUGAGAAGUAUAAAAGAGCGGCGAGGAAGAUUUUGACUCCCAAGGAAGGUUAUGGGUUAGCUGAUGAGCUGAAAAGAGCUGGCUUUUGGGUAAAGAUGGUGAGUGAUAAGCCAGAAGCUGCUGAUAUUGCUUUGAAGGAGCAUAUGGUGAAUGUUAUGGAUAAGAGAGAAGUGGAGUGUGUGGUUCUUGUGUCUGAUGAUUUUGGUUAUGCUGAUGUUUUGAGGGAAGCUAAGGAGAGGUGUUUGAGGACAGUUGUGAUUGGGGAUUUGAACGAAGGGGCGUUGAAGCGAGUUGCUGAUGUUUCGUAUUCGUGGAAGGAAGUUGUGAUGGGGAAGGCUAAGAAGGAAGUUGAGAAGGUUGUGGGAAAGUGGAAGGAUAGAGAUGUGUUGAAGACUUUGGAGUGGACUUAUGAUCCUGCUUUGGAGAAAGAGAGAGGAGGUUCUUGCGGCGUUUGGGAUUACGAUUUUGAUUAUGAUGAUGACGAAAUUGAGAAUGGAACAGAGGUGGAACCGGUGGAGAUUGGAGAUGGUGGUGAUUGGUGGAAGAUAGAUAAUGAAGAUUGUGUUGGAUCUUCAAGACCUUGUCGAUAACAUCAUAGAAUUGUCGGGAUUGCUUGCGCAGAGGAAGAUGAACAACUUUCAAGGCAAGAGGUUCACAAAACUUCAUGCUACAGAACAAUCUUGUGAAUCUAUUGGCAGAUUACCUACACUUCAGACUAGAGAACAUUCAUUGAUUCUUGUUCUCUGAGAUUGAUUUUAGUGCAGUGAAUUGAUUUGUUCUUCCAAAACCAUCAUGGUUAAUCAAGUGUUUAGAGCUAUGCAUAAUUUGGUCAGAAUAUAGAAGAUAAAGAUAUGUUUUUGGA